This is a messenger RNA of Nannizzia gypsea CBS 118893, 1839 nucleotides long. RefSeq lists its product as hypothetical. The record is from RefSeq and is a predicted model, not a curated record. Gene Ontology annotation, biological process: regulation of DNA-templated transcription. Gene Ontology annotation, molecular function: zinc ion binding; DNA-binding transcription factor activity, RNA polymerase II-specific. Bases 1 to 1839 code for a protein of 612 amino acids. Lineage: Eukaryota; Fungi; Ascomycota; Eurotiomycetes; Onygenales; Arthrodermataceae. The transcript has 3 exons.
AUGUCCCAACCACAGCCGCCGUCGCAGCCUCGCACCAGAAAGGUCACCACCCGCUCGCGCAACGGAUGCUGGACCUGUCGAGCCCGGCGCAAGAAGUGCGAUGAGAAGCGGCCCUUCUGCACUCCCUGCGAGCGCAAGUCAUUGCAGUGCAGUGGCUACGGACCGCGCCUGAAAUGGGGGAACGGAGUGGCCUCGCGUGGGUACCUGAUGGGCUCUGCCAUCCCAGUGCAUCCCAAGGAGCUGUCUGGCGCGAAGACCGAGCAGCAGGCGGCCUUUUCGUCGGCAGCGUCGGCCUCGUCUUCGUCUUCGUCUGCUCUGCUGCCUCAGUCAGGCCAGACGGCGGCGGCGGGAAGUGCUGGCGCUGGCGCUGGUGCUAGCAGCGUGAAGCAGAAGAGCCCCAGGGGCAGCCCGACGGCGAAUAUAGGAUCUCUCUCGGAGUGCAUGGGAGUGCUGAACUUCUCAGUGCCGCCGACGCCAACGCAGCCGCAGACGAAGGCAAAGGCGAAGACGAAGACGAAGACGCUGUCGAACGUUUCUCUCUCGCCAGAGGCCCGGCCUGGGAAGUCCCCUACUGUUGCUCCCGUUGCCGCUGGUGGUGGUGGUGGUGGUGCUGUUGCUGGUGUCACUUCGUCCCCUGUCGAGACAUCCCCGUCUGUGGCUACGACGUCGAACUCGCUGGUGACGGCUAUACCAUUGAGCCCCUUUGACGAGGAGAUAAUGGGGAUCCAGUAUCUUGCUGAGGCUGGACAGUCCCCCCUGGGAGAUAUUCUGGCAUUCUGCUCUGAGUCCAGGUCGUUGGUGGCCAACUGCCUUAUGUUCCAACUGACCCUGCACCCGGAGUAUGAGGACAAGUUCGAAGAAUACUAUGCAAAGUGCCUCCGGCUCUUCCGUGAGGACGUCUGUGAUACCAAGUGCGCCACGAAGGAUGCCACCCUCAUUGCGGGUAUCCUACUAUGCUCUACGGGGAUGAACCGAUGCAUGAAAUGGACCAUCCAUCUAAACGGUCUUUACUCAAUGAUUAAAUGUCGAAACGCACUCGCUGCUCCCAGCCCCAUCAGCUCAGAGAUCCUAGACAGCAUUGGCUUCUUCGACUUGCCAACGCAUGUCCUAGGCCGAGCCACCAAACCAUUACAUAUCUGGCGUGACUAUUGUCGUGGUAAAAGUGGGAUAGAGCCCAAUAGCAACAUUCCCUUCGACCUGAUAGAUCUUCUUUCUAUGAUCUCUCAGCCAGGGAUUGAGAUGCAGCUCUGGACAUGGCAGUGGACCGAGGGCAACAAUGGCAGCACCGGUCGAAACGCCCAUCCGCCCAGCUUGCUGACCCGUAUGGCAUGGGACGCCACUCGUUUGGCCGGAAUCAUCUCCGCGAGGGAGUAUAAGUUGGUCAACUACGAUGAGACGGCAGACUUGUCUCCUUCAAAUCCCUACCAAUCUACCCAGGGUGAAGACGGCUGUCCAACUACCCCGUUCGUGGUCGAAGCUAUACUUUCCAACAUCACUACCAUUCUCACCACGGAGUCACAGCAGCAUCACCAAUACCAACACCAUCAACACCAGCCGCAACAGCCGCAACAGCCGCCGCAGGAGGUCUGCGAGGUUUUAAACCUUUUACUCUAUCCUGCGUUUAUUGCCGGAAGCCAGCAUACCUGCCUCACACCUCAGCAUAAACAGCGAAUUGAGGCAUUCUGGCAAGAGUUGUUUCCUGACAUGGGCGCUGACGGGCCUGGGAUGCCGCAUCUUCAGGUCCCCUUGGACAUCCUGCGGGAUCUAUGGAGCGAUGCGAGGGGAAGAACGGCAGAUAUGAUUGCUAAAGAACGAGGGGUGGAAAUAGGGCUAUUCUAG